UAGUGUAAAUGUGAAUUGUGAUCUAAUUCUUGUAGAUGUUGAAUUAUUAAAAUGUGUGAGAACUUGUGCAAAUUGUUCAUAACCAAGGCUUCUUAUUCAGGAGUACACGUUAAUUGUACUAGUAAAAUGGCCAGGCUGUCUAUGCUUACAGCAAUCAAUACAUAAACCUUGACUUUUCCCUGGUGUAAGCUAUAAAGAUAACUAACUCAUAAACCCACAGACAUAACCUUUAAUUUUUAUUUGAUUGAUAGUUUGGUAGUUAUUGCCAUUGUACAGUUACACAAACAAAGAAAAUGUUACAGAUUAUCACUUUUGUUGCCCUUUGAAAUGAAAUUAUAAACAAUGCGUCAUUGAAUUUCUGUUUAUUCUAGUAGAAUGUGUGUUAAAGUAAUCUGACGGACACCGAUAACAAUGUACACUUUUAAGGCUUUUUUUUAUUUGACUGUGAUAAAACUAAUAAAUGCUCAAGUGCUUUGGUACCAACCGGAGCAGAUACAUUUAUCAUAUGGCCGAACAUCUAACGAAAUAGUUGUCACAUGGUCGACAUUUAACGAUACAAAGGAGUCGAUUGUUAAGUAUGGUAUAGGUGGCACGAUACUAACAGCUAAGGGUUCCUCGAAGGUGUUUGUCGAUGGAGGUCCGAAAAAACAUUUGCAGUACAUACAUCGAGUGAUCCUACCGUCUCUGACUCCUAAUAGCGUUUAUGUUUAUCACUGUGGAAGUCGGCUGGGAUGGUCGGCCCAGUUCUGGUUCAAGAGUGCACUUCAAACGGAUGACUGGCAACCAAGCUUAGCAAUUUUUGGUGAUAUGGGCAACGAGAAUGCACAGUCUUUGGCCAGAUUACAGGAGGAGACCCAGAGAGGGAUGUACGAUACAAUUCUGCAUGUGGGAGAUUUCGCAUACGAUAUGGAUUCGGAAAACGGCGAAGUCGGAGACGAGUUCAUGCGCCAAAUCGAAACGAUCGCAGCCUACGUACCGUACAUGACCUGUCCGGGUAACCACGAAGAGCGCUAUAACUUUAGCAAUUACCGCGAGCGGUUCAGCAUGCCGGGCGGCAGCGAGAGUUUCAUGUACAGUUUCGACCUCGGUCCGCUUCACAUCAUCUCGAUUUCGACCGAAGUUUAUUACUUUAUGAAUUUCGGCAUGAAGCCCAUCGUUUUUCAGUACGAGUGGUUGGAGCAAGACCUAAUUCGGGCCAAUCUGCCCGAAAAUCGCGAGAAGCACCCCUGGAUAAUUGUGAUGGGACACAGGCCGAUGUACUGCAGCCUUACCGAUAAGGACGACUGUACCCAUCACGAGACAAUCACGCGCGUCGGUAUUCCCUUCGUGCACUGGUUUGGACUCGAGGAGUUGCUUUACAAUUACGGAGUGGACGUGGAAAUAUGGGCGCACGAGCACAUUUAUCAACGUCUCUGGCCCAUUUACGAUUAUAAAGUUUAUAAUGGCAGCUACGAGGCACCGUACGUUAAUCCUGGCGCUCCUAUACAUAUCAUCACCGGAUCGGCCGGUUGCAAAGAGGGGCACGACACUUUCAACCUAACAAAACCGGAAUGGUCCGCAUUUCAGAGCAAGGAUUACGGAUAUACGCGUUUGAAGGCGUUUAACAGCUCUCAUCUAUACUUCGAGCAGGUAUCUGACGAUAAGGAUGGUCUUGUCAUCGACACCGUUUGGGUUAUUAAAGAUUCCCACGAGCCGUAUCAAUUCUCCAAAAUUGAUUGGGCGGCAAUGGACGGACUACGCUUAAAAACGUUUCAUUAAACGUUAAUUUUCCAAAGGUAAAUAACUCCUAAUAUUGGAGAGCUCAAGCCAAAUAAAUUAUAAUAUAGUUGACGAAUUGUAAAAAGUAAUCUGUAGUGUGUACUAUAUAGCAAUAAUAACGAAUAGCAUAACAUUUUCUGAAGUGGAAGAACAACGUUCAACA
Messenger RNA from Photinus pyralis (common eastern firefly), 1921 nucleotides. Its product is annotated as acid phosphatase type 7-like. The transcript is spliced from 4 exons. Bases 412 to 1758 code for a protein of 448 amino acids. Lineage: Eukaryota; Metazoa; Arthropoda; Insecta; Coleoptera; Lampyridae. Gene Ontology annotation, molecular function: acid phosphatase activity; metal ion binding. The record is from RefSeq and is a predicted model, not a curated record.